AUGCUCAAGUCACUAGCAAGUUCAUGUUCAAUUCUUUCUCCUCAUAAAACUCUUCAACGCAUUCGCCUUUCGAUUUUCCCCUACAACCACGCGUGUAAGUUUCCCAAACCCACAGCGAACGUAACCGUUUCCCAUCAAUUUUCCCCUUUCGAUUUUCCCGGCCACACCACCGCCGUCAUCGCCGCUUCAUCCACCGACGACAGCGGCAUCCCGUCUCAAGAUCUCGCAGUUCUCCUCGAAGUCGAUGGGGUUCUUGUGGAUGCAUACCGUGGGAAUCGCAUAGCCUUCAAUAAAGCAUUUGAGAAACUUGGACUUGAUUGUGCGAGCUGGAGCGAACCUGUCUAUUCAGAUCUUUUAAGUCAUGACAAUAUUCUCAUGGAUGCUUCUCUUGGGGAUGAAACCAGUUUGAUAAGGAGAAACCAUGUCAUCAAUACCUAUCUUGUGCCUAUUGACCACAAUCUUACUAAUAAUCUUGUAAAUGGUAUUGCUGAUAAGAUCUUUGACAUACUGCAUCUUUCCAUUACUGAAUUGAUGACACAAAUUUUUGUUGGAGGAGCUUUUGGAAUUUUACUUUUGGCACUCAUUCUCUAUGUUGUGUUCUAUAGAAGAAAAAAAGUUGCUCAAGUAACCCUUCUACCAGUCCCAGGUGCAUCUGAAGAACAAUAUAGCCAACUCCAACAUGGUUGUGGAAGUAGCUUGGAUAAGGCUUCCGAAUCAACUACUAUUGCUUCUCCGAGGUUGACUGGUAUUACGGUUGAUAAGUCAGUGGAGUUUUCAUAUGAGGAGUUAGCCAAAGCUACUGACGGAUUUAGCGCGGCAAAUAUAAUAGGUCGAGGUGGAUUUGGAUCUGUUUACUAUGCCGAGCUUCGCAACGAGGUUUGUGUGUUUAAAAUCUAUUUUAAAAUGGAAAUUCAAUUUAUUAGCAGCAAUGAACAUACUUAG
Messenger RNA from Vicia faba (fava bean), 942 nucleotides. NCBI's taxonomy places the organism in Eukaryota, Viridiplantae, Streptophyta, Magnoliopsida, Fabales, Fabaceae. The record is from the annotation of a GenBank genome assembly.